Messenger RNA from Dictyostelium discoideum AX4, 2961 nucleotides. RefSeq lists its product as hypothetical. The transcript has 4 exons. Lineage: Eukaryota; Evosea; Eumycetozoa; Dictyosteliales; Dictyosteliaceae. The coding region runs from base 1 to 2961 and encodes 986 amino acids. Gene Ontology annotation, cellular component: nucleus. The record is from RefSeq and is a predicted model, not a curated record. Gene Ontology annotation, molecular function: RNA helicase activity; ATP hydrolysis activity; ATP binding.
AUGUCAAAAAGAGUUAGUGCAUUUGGAGCUGAGGGUGAUGAUGAACCUCAAGAAAAACCAAUGAAACCUUUUAUAUCAUUUAGUAGUAAUAUCAAUAACAACAAUAAUAGUAAUAAUAAUAAUAAUAAUAAUAAUAAUAAUAAUAAUAAUAAUAAUAAUAAUAAUAAUAAAAAUAAUAUUGGAACUGGAAUUAAUUUAAAUAUUAAAAAUAAUAAUAAUAUAAAUAAUAAUAAUAAUAAAAGUGGUUUCCCAGUUAAAAAAUCAAGAUUUAAUGGAGAGGAUGAUGACGAUGAUUAUUUCUUUUCAAAUGUUCCACCUAAAUCAUCAAUGACCACAUUAAAUAAAUCUCCACCAAACUUUGAAAAUGCUAGUAGCAACAACAAUAACAACAAUAAUAAUAAUAAUCAAGAAUCUGAUAGUAAAAAUCAAAAUGAAGAUGAAGACGAUGAAAUCGAUCCAUUAGAUGCAUUCAUGGAAAAUGUCAAUGCACAAGCGGCAAUUGAUAACAGUAAAUCCAUUGAAAAAGGGCAACAGCAACAGCAAUCACUAAAAUCUAAAAGAGAUGAUAUUGAUAAUGAAGAUGAUGAAGAAAUAUUCUAUAAAUUAAGACAAAAGCAAUUGGCUAACAAAUCAUCAAAACAACAACAAGAUGAUGAUGUAGAUUAUUCAAGUUUAGACGAUGAUGAUGGAUAUUUUGAUGAUGAAGAAUCAUUAAAGAAUGGUCAAAGUAAAGGUAAAAGAAUUAUUGAACCAUUACCACCAAUUGACCAUUCAAAAGAGGAAUACAUUGAGUUUAAUAAAAUCUUUUAUGAAGAACAUCCAGAUAUUGCCAAUUUAACAGAAGAACAAGUAUUUGAAAUUAGAAAGAAUUUAGAUAUUAGAAUGACAGGUACUGAUUUAAUUAAUCCUGUCACUUCAUUUGGUCAUUAUGGUUUCGAUGAUAUUUUAUUACAAGCUAUAGCAAAACAAUCAAUUGAAACACCAACACCAAUUCAAAAACAAGCCAUCCCCAUCGCAUUGUCAGGUCGUGAUUUAAUUGCAAUUGCUAAAACCGGUUCUGGUAAAACCGCUACUUUCAUUUGGCCUUCCAUUUCACACAUUAUGGAUCAACCCUAUCUUGAAAAAGGUGAUGGUCCAAUCGCUUUAUUCUUGGCACCAACUAGAGAAUUGGCUCAUCAAAUUUAUUUAGAAACUUUAAAAUAUUCAAAAUAUUUUAAAUUAAAAACAACAGUAUUAUAUGGUGGUGUAUCAAAACAACAACAAUGUAAAGAAUUAAAAGCAGGAUGUGAAAUUAUUGUAGCAACACCUGGUAGAUUAAUAGAUAUGAUAAAAUUAAAAGCAACCAAAUUAAAUCGUGUUAGUUAUUUAGUAUUGGAUGAAGCUGAUAAAAUGUUUGAUUUCGGAUUUGGACCACAAGUGUUAUCAAUUGUUAAUCAUGUUAGACCAGAUAGACAAACAUUAUUAUUUUCUGCUACUUUCAAACCAAAUGUUGAAGAAUUUGCACGUACUAUUCUAUCAGAUCCAAUAAAGAUUUCAAUUGGUAUGAUUGGUAGUGCCAAUUCUGAUAUCACCCAAAUCGUUCAAGUUUUAAAAUCAGAUUCUGACAAAUGGAAUUGGCUAACCAAUCAACUAGCACUACUAUUGAGCCAAGGUAGUGUAUUAAUCUUUGUUAGUACCAAAGUUGCCGUGGAACAAUUGUCAAGCAAUUUAACAAAAUUUGGCUUUCAAACAUGUACAUUACAUGGUGACAAGAAUCAAAUUGAAAGAUCACAAACUAUUCAAACUUUUAAAGAGGGAAAGAUUAACAUUUUAAUUGCCACUGAUGUUGCAGCUAGAGGUUUAGAUAUUCCAUUGAUUAAGAAUGUAGUAAAUUAUGAUACAUCAAGAGACAUUGAAUCACAUACUCAUCGUAUUGGUAGAACUGGAAGAGCAGGUAAUACUGGUGUUGCUUAUACUUUAAUAACUCCAAAGGAUAUUCAUUUCUCUGUUGAUUUAAUUAAAAAUUUAGAAUCUGCAAGUCAAUUUGUGCCACCUGAAUUAAUAGAUGUUGCAAUGAAUAAUCCUCAUUUCAAAAGAGAAAGAGGAGGCGGUGGUGGUGGUUCAAAUAGAGGUAGAGGCAGAGGUGGUGGCGGUGUGGGUUAUCGUAGAAAUAGUAGAGGCGGUGGUGUAGCUUUUAAUAGUAAUAGAGAUAGCAGUAGAAGUGAUUCUCAAAAUAAAUUUAUUCCUGCACAAUCUGUCGAGGGUGGAAGGUUAUUUAAUCCAAAUAAUACAGAUAAUAGUGAAAUCAAUAAUGAAAAUGAAAAAAGUAUCAAUAAUGAAAAUAAAUUCAGUAAUAAUAAUAGUGGCUCAAGCAAUGAUAGAAACAGCAUUAACUACAGAAAUAAUAGUUUCAAUAAUAAUAGUAAUAAUACUAAUAAUAGUGGAAACAGUAACUUCAACAAUAGCAAUAGCAACAAUGGCUACAGCAAUAAUAACUAUAAUAAUAAUUAUAAAAAUAAUAGUAAUUAUAACAAUAGUAAUAAUAAUAAUAAUAGCUAUUAUAAUAAUAACAAUAGUAAUAAUAACAAUAAUAGUAAUUAUAAUAAUAGUAGUAAUAAUAACAAUAAUAAUAAUAAUAAUUAUAGGAAUGGCAAUAAUAAUAAUAAUUAUAACAACAAUAACUAUUAUAAUAAUAACAAUAGUAAUAAUAACAGUAGCAAUAAUAACAAUAGUAAUAAUAACAGUAGCAAUAAUAACUUCAACAAUAACUUUAACAAUAAUAAUAAUAAUAAUGAUAAUAGUAAUUUCAAUAGAGCUUUACCUUUUAAUGAUUUUAAUAAUAAUAAUAAUAAUAGUAAUAAUAAUAACUUUAAUUACAACAAUAACUUCAAUAAUAGUUAUAAUGCUAAUAAUAGUAACCACUACAAGAAUAACAAUAACUCCAAUAAUUUUAACCAACGUUCUCAAUACAAUAGACGAUAA